Ustilaginoidea virens is the source of this 2127-nucleotide messenger RNA. RefSeq lists its product as uncharacterized. The record is from RefSeq and is a predicted model, not a curated record. NCBI's taxonomy places the organism in Eukaryota, Fungi, Ascomycota, Sordariomycetes, Hypocreales, Clavicipitaceae. The transcript has a single exon. Bases 1 to 2127 code for a protein of 708 amino acids.
AUGGUCGAUCAUUAUGAGGGCCAAGACCAGCCCCUGAUGACGGACCCGGAGAGACGCGAGACCCCCGCCGGCAACGACGCUGGUGUUAACGACGCUGGUGGCGAAGACGCUUCUGGCAACGACGUCCCCCCCGCCAACAGCCAGAAUCAACAUCGUCAACACAGUGACAGCCAGCGCGGCCUCCGCCCCCGUACCGACCUGACCGCCGCCGGACAUCCAGACGCACCGCUUGGCGCCGCCGAUGACGACGACAACGACGGCACGCUUCAGCUGCAAGACGACAGCGAUCCGCCCACGCCGCGCUUCCUCCAAGACGAGAACGCCUGGAAGAGAUGGAGGUGGGUUCCCUACCCCGUCCGCCGCGCGCUGCGAGCCCUCGGCAAAUGGUCCGUCGGCCCUCCCAACCCGCAGCCGUACCGGAUCAAGCCCCUGUUCCCCCUGGUGCAGGAGUACCCCCUGUUCCUGGCGGACAAGCUGCUCGCCACGCCCAAGCGGCGCUUCUGGCUCCUGCUCCUCUUCUUCUCCGCGUGGAUCACGUCGUUUGUGCUCGUAAAGAGACAGGGCGAGAUGGCCACCGAGAUCGCGGGAUGGGGCCAGCCGCGGACCAUCGGGUGCGGCGCGACGUACUGGGGCUCCGGAAACACGUGCGGCGUGGACGGGAACAGCUGCAGGCCCUUUGAGGGCGGCGGCUUCGCGUUCCGCUGCCCGGCCAACUGCGCCAGCUACCAGGUCCUGAACCCGCACGCGGUCGGGGACCAGGAGGUCGUCUACCGGCCCAUCGUCGUGGGCGGGCCGCCGAGCCUCGACGCCGCGCUCGAGAACGCCACGUACCGCGGCGAUUCGUACAUUUGCGGAGCCGCCAUCCACGCCGGCGUCGUCUCCAACGCAAACGGGGGGUGCGGCGUGGUCCGGCUCGUCGGCGCGCGCCGCGGCUACCGGAGCACGCGGCGCAACGGCAUCACGAGCGUGGGCUUCGAUUCGCACUUUCCCCUGUCGUUCCAGUUCCUGCCGGGCAUCCAGUGCGGCGGCAGCGGCGGCGGCGGCGCCCAGGACGCGCGGUGGUCGCUGCUCGCCAUCUCGGUCGUCUUCACCGCCCUCCUCUCGCUCUUCACCGCGUCGCCCGCCUGGUUCUUCUUCCCCUGCUUCACCGGCAUCUUCUGGACGGUGGGCAUGGCUCUCGACCCCCCGCCGCACAGGUCCGUCGCGGCCCUGUUCUCCAACAUCUCGGGCAAGUUCCUGCCGGCCAUGUUUGUCGCCUGGGUCGUCUACGACCGGAUGGGCGUGCGGCGCGCGCUCGCCGGCCUGACGGCGCAGGUGGAAAAGACGGUGCUGUGGCUCGGCGCCUGCUGGGUCGGCGCCCUGGACAACUACACCCUGAGCUUCAUCCCGAUCCAGCGCCUCAGCGCGCACGACCUGCAGCAGCAGCCCGGCGCCAAGGCCGCCCUCGCCGCCGUCAUCGUGGUCCUGGUGGCCGCCGCCGCCGCCCAGGCGUGGUUCCUCCGCCAGGAAGCCCGCUUCGUCGGGCUCGCCAAGCUGUACGCCCUGCUGCUGCUCGGCAUCGUCGUCGCCCUCGUCCUGCCGGGCCUGCAGCUCCGGCUCCACCACUACGUCCUGGCGCUGCUCCUGCUCCCCGGGACCGGGCUGCAGACGCGGCCGUCCCUGCUGUACCAGGGCCUCCUCGUCGGCCUGCUGGUCAACGGCGUCGCCCGGUGGGGGUUCGACCCGGUGCUGCAGACGCCCGCGGCCCUGCGCGGCGACGCGCACAAGGGCACCCCGCUGCCCGUCGUGGGCGCCCCCGUCGUGGACGCGUCCAACGCCACCAUCUCGCUGACCUGGGAGAAGCCGCAGCUGGUGCAGUACGACGGCAUCAGCGUCCUCGUCAACGACGUCGAGCGCUUCAGGACCUACUUUGCCGACGCCGACGCCAGGGACGCGUUCGUGUGGUCCCGGAGCAAGACGCUCGGCCUGCCCGAGUAUUUCCGGUUUGCGUUUAUGGAUGGCAGCGAGAGCGGCGACUACACCAGGGCGGGGGUCUGGACGGCGGACGGCCAGUGGGUGGACAUGAAGCCGGGGCCGUCCAGGCGCAGGGCUGGUGGUCGGGGGCUGGACGACCUAGUUGAACGCUGA